Molecule: messenger RNA, 1038 nt
Organism: Lathyrus sativus (Indian pea)
Lineage: Eukaryota; Viridiplantae; Streptophyta; Magnoliopsida; Fabales; Fabaceae
Source: the annotation of a GenBank genome assembly
AUGAGUUCCAGCAAUUUGACUGGGUUCGUGUUGGCCGUUGUUUCCAGUUCUUUCAUCGGUUCCAGUUUCAUCAUCAAGAAAAAGGGUCUUCAACUCGCCAGAGUCAACGGUCCUAGUGCCAGUGUUGGUGGCUAUGGUUAUUUGCUUCAGCCUCUCUGGUGGGUCGGAAUGGCUACCAUGAUUGUUGGAGAGAUAGCGAAUUUCGUAGCAUACAUUUACGCCCCGGCUGUUCUUGUCACUCCUUUAGGUGCUUUGACUAUUAUUGUUAGUGCUGUCUUGGCACAUUUUAUCUUGAAGGAAAAGCUACAAAAAAUGGGGAUGCUGGGGUGUCUUAUAUGCAUUUUGGGGUCUACUAUUAUUGUACUCCAUGCACCGCAAGAGAAGUCGCUUAGUUCUGUACAACAGAUAUGGGAAUUGGCCAUUCAACCUGCAUUUCUCAUGUACACGGCCUCUGCAAUUGCCAUAACAUUGUUCUUGGUUUUAUAUUGUGCUCCUCGCUAUGGCCAAACUAAUAUUUUGGUUUAUAUUGGAAUUUGCUCUAUAGUUGGGUCUUUAACUGUUAUGAGCAUAAAAGCGAUAGGUAUUGCAAUAAAACUUACACUAGAAGGUGCAAACCAGGUUUUCUAUUUUCAGACAUGGAUUUUUACAAUGGUUGCUAUCACUUGUAUCAUUGUCCAACUUAAUUACCUUAAUAUGGCAUUGGAUAACUUUAACACAGCAGUUGUUUCUCCAAUCUAUUAUGCAUUGUUCACCGCUUUUACAAUAUUAGCCAGUGCAAUCAUGUUUAAGGACUAUUCUGGUCAAAGUAUAGGUAGUAUUGUUUCAGAGCUAUGUGGUUUCCUGACUAUUUUAUCUGGAACAUUUCUAUUGCAUAGUACAAGAGAGCCCGAUCCUCCCGUCAAUACAGAUUUAUAUUCACCACUGUCUCCAAGAGUAUCAUGGUAUAUACAAGGAAACAAUGAAUCCUGGAAACAAAGGGAGGAAGAUGUAUCACCAUUUAAUUUAAUAGCGGUUAUACGGCAAGAUCAUUUCAAGUGA